Ramularia collo-cygni is the source of this 2625-nucleotide messenger RNA. RefSeq names its product related to transcriptional corepressor Cyc8. Lineage: Eukaryota; Fungi; Ascomycota; Dothideomycetes; Mycosphaerellales; Mycosphaerellaceae. Gene Ontology annotation, molecular function: chromatin DNA binding; protein binding; RNA polymerase II cis-regulatory region sequence-specific DNA binding. The record is from RefSeq and is a predicted model, not a curated record. Gene Ontology annotation, biological process: regulation of gene expression. The transcript is spliced from 5 exons. The coding region runs from base 1 to 2625 and encodes 874 amino acids.
AUGGCAACCCAACAAUCGCCGACGGGCCCUCUCGCCCACCAACAUCACUAUGGCGCGCCAGUGCGUCCUGGACCUGGACCAGGUCCAGGGCCACCACCGCCCAACGGUCCCAUGCCCAUGCAGCAACCACCGCAGAACAAGCCCGCGACUCAAUAUCUUGCCGCCGCGAACGAGCAAAUGUGGCUGCAAAUCGGCCAGCUUUCCGAAGUGAUGGGAGAGUUGGAUGGAGCGACUGCAUCAUACGAACGCGCCAUGAGCUUCAAUCAGUGGUCGGUGCCUGCCAUGUUGGCCAUCUCAUGCAUUCUGCGCUCCAAAGAUCGUUUCACGGACGCCGUGGAGUUUCUCAGGCAGAUUCUCAAGGUUGAGCCAACCAACGGAGAGGUCUGGAGCAGUCUGGGCCACUGCUAUUUGAUGAUGGACGAUUUGCAACAGGCAUACUCGGCGUAUCAACAGGCCUUGUACCAUCUGCCAGACCCUAAAGAGCCAAAGCUGUGGUAUGGUAUAGGAAUACUGUACGAUCGGUACGGAUCUUUGGAGCACGCAGAGGAGGCAUUCUCGCAAGUGAUGCGAAUGGAGCCUAACUUUGAAAAAGCCAACGAGAUUUACUUCCGAUUGGGAAUCAUCUACAAACAGCAGCAAAAGUUUUCGCAAAGUCUUGAGUGUUUCCGCUACAUCGUGAAUGAUCCGCCUCGUCCUCUUAGUGAGGAAGACAUUUGGUUCCAGAUCGGCCACGUGCACGAGCAACAAAAGGAUUACGAGUCUGCCAAGGCAGCGUACACUCGUGUCCUCGAGCGUGACCCAACUCACGCCAAGGUGUUGCAGCAACUUGGUUGGCUACACCACCAACAAAGUACGAGCUUCAACAGCCAAGAGCAAGCAAUCGAGUAUCUGGAGAAGUCUGUCAAUUCUGACCAAACGGAUGCACAAAGUUGGUACCUGCUCGGCCGAUGCUACAUGUCACAGCAGAAGUAUCCCAAGGCGUAUGAAGCAUACCAACAGGCCGUCUAUCGCGAUGGCCGGAAUCCGACCUUUUGGUGCUCCAUCGGUGUGCUCUACUACCAGAUUAACCAGUACCGGGACGCCCUGGACGCCUACUCCCGUGCUAUUCGACUGAAUCCAAAUAUCUCAGAGGUCUGGUACGAUCUUGGCACACUGUACGAAUCGUGCAACAAUCAAACCAGCGAUGCACUCGACGCCUACUCRAGAGCUGCUGACCUGGACCCUACCAAUGUUCACAUCAAAGCCCGUCUGGCUCUCCUCAAGGGGCAGCCGACCACUGGUCUGCCAAACUCAGGCAACGCUCCACUGCCUCAGGAUGUACAUCCGCAAGCUUAUCAGCCCGGUGCUCUUGGAGGUGGUCCUCCCGGCCCUCAAUGGGGUGCUCACUCCCAGAACCCACCACCUGCUGGACCUGCACCGCCCCCACUCGCCCCCGGCAACAAUUGGGGAGGUAGCCGUCUCGCUGAGCUGCAGAAUCCACAAAUGCAACCUCAGCCGGUGAACCCUUAUGAGCAGCGCGAUYGCCUGCCACCUCAGCAGCAACAACARCAGCAGCAGCAGCAGCAGCAACAGCAGCCGCCUCCUCCUCCACAGGCUCAACAGCAGCAGCCACCAAGACAGCCAAGUCCGCCUGCAUCUCGCUCUUACCAAGAUCAACCUCAGCGCCCACCACCACCUCCGCAUAGAGGCCUCUCGCCAUCGCCCAAAGGUCAGCACUCCGCACCUGCGCCAUUCCAACCCGGUCCACCUCAUCAACAGCCGAUGCCACCUCAUCAGCCACAUCCACACCAGCAAGAAGCAGGGCGUCCAUCAUUUGCAUCACAACAGCUCAAUGGCCCGCCGCCGCCGCCGCCACAUAAUGGCAUGUCUACUCCUGGACCCCAGUCUGCGCUACCACCCUUCGCCCGGCCGCAGGACAACCCACCUGAAAUAAGACCUCUCGUGGGUAACCCCGCUCCAUCCCCUGGAGGUAGCCAGUAUCCUCGCGCGCCGUACGAGCACCACCCGAACACAGCGGCACCAAGCAUUGCAAGUGGUGCGCCACCUCCUUCCUCUGCUCAGACUGCCGCCGAUGCUGCAGCACGUGAAAGGGAAGAAAGGCCACCCAGCGCGGCGCCAAAGCGACUCCGUGAAUGGGAAGAUGAACCGAACGCGGGCUCUUCCAAAAAGGCUACCACAGAUGAAAGCCGCUCGAGGCUUGAUGAGAUUAAGCUUCAUCGUGUCUCGCCUUCGGAGAAAAUGGCGACUCCUCCCAUUCGUAGCCCAUCUGAGAUGCGGCGGGUCSACGAGGCAAGGCCUUCGUCCGCCUACCAUCCCUCUGAGGCGGCUCAUCACCCGCCCUCUCUCCCAUCCAUGCAGUCGAUCACCAAUCAGUCUCCGCGAAUGUCUGCCCCUCCACAGGAGGAGCCGCGCCCAGUUGCUGCACCACAGCCACAGCCACAGCCGCAGCCAACUCCAGUAUACGAGCCUGCUGCUAGGAAGAUGGAAGUUGACGAGAACUAUGAUGACAGCGGUGAUGAGAAAAACUCCACGACGAAGCAGGAAAGCCGGAGGAAUACUCCGAAGCCAGUCAACGGUGUAGCCCCAGCCCCGCCUGCCAACGGGACCUCUGAGCAACAGACUUGA